Brassica oleracea var. oleracea is the source of this 2229-nucleotide messenger RNA. RefSeq names its product anthranilate phosphoribosyltransferase. Gene Ontology annotation, cellular component: cytosol. Gene Ontology annotation, biological process: GMP biosynthetic process. The coding region runs from base 167 to 1957 and encodes 596 amino acids. Gene Ontology annotation, molecular function: GMP synthase activity. The transcript has 10 exons. The record is from RefSeq and is a predicted model, not a curated record. Lineage: Eukaryota; Viridiplantae; Streptophyta; Magnoliopsida; Brassicales; Brassicaceae.
ACUUAUCAUAUCUUUAAAAGGCAAGAAAAAAAGCAAAAUAAUUAAUUACCAACUUUAGUCUGAUUAAAAUUAUGUAAUAAAAAGUAGUGUUAAGUUUUAACGUUUUGGUUCAUACCGUAAUCUGAGAAACUCCCACACCGAGACUAACACAGACAAAUCCAAUCCGAUGAAAGCUCUCCUCAGCCCCGAACCUUCCUUCUCCAUCUCGUCGCUUCAGAUCAAGAGGCCUACCUACUCCGACGCCCUGCCUUCCUCAUGCCUCCGGUUCCCUUUAACCGAUUUCAACGGCCAUCCGCGGCGGCGGAAGCUCCUCCCUCACGGUGGUGGUUUGAAGAUGAAAGCAGUGUUGGACUCUGCAAUGAUGGAGCAGUUUGGGCUCAAGGAGUCUGAUAUCAAGAAUCCGGCUCUUUCUUCCACUUACCGUAGAUCGGAGAUUCCCAAAGCUAACCCUACCGUUCUUGACGCGCAAGCUAGGGUUUGCACCGGACCUACUCAGACAAGACCCCUCAGUGAAGAACAGGCUUUCAAGGUGUUUGAUACUAUACUCAGAUCAGCUAGAGGGGAACUAAAAGGAGAAGAGCCAGUUUCAAAGGCGCAGCUUGGUGCAUUCUUUGCUGGGAUGACAAUCCGUGCAAACGCAUUUCCUGAGGAGACUCAAUGGAGCGAAGGCGAAAAGCGGGCGAUGGAUGUGUUCUGGCCGCUCCUGGUCCGGGCGCUACCUCCUGAUGUGCUCUUCAUUGCAGACCCUGAAGGCUCACUUUUGGGUACUAGCAACUCUGUUGGGCCAAGUUUUGUCGGCAAUGAAUCUAAGGAGAUGAGGUUGGUUGGUGCGCUUAGAGAGGUUUUGGCAGGUGGUCAUCUUGGGUAUGAAGAGGUCAAGGGUGUUUUAAGAGACGUUCUGCCGCUUGGAAGUGAAGAUGGGGGGUUAGCCUCUGGAGUGAGCGAGUCGUUGCUUUCGGCGUUUUUGAUCGGUCAGCGUAUGAAUAGAGAGACGGAUCGUGAGCUUAAAGCUUACUGCCUUGCCUUUGAUGACGAGCUUGGGGGUGCUUCUGUUGCUGAUGUCAAGUCGUUGACACAUUAUGGGGAGCCUUAUGAUGGGAACACUCGGUUCUUUCGGAGCACGCUGUUUGUGGCUACUGUUAGAGCUUGCUAUGGUGAAUCGUCACUGCUCCAUGGCGUUGAAUGGAUGCCUCCGAAGGGGGGUGUGACUGAGGAGCAAAUGCUGAAGUUUAUGGGAGCAAAAACAAGCUUGUCUGUUCACCAGGCAAAAGAACUCAUCGAGGAUGAGAAGGCUGGAUUUGCAUAUCUUAGUCUACGGGAAGCUCGGCCAUCUUUAUAUUCGCUAGUGGGAAUGAGGGAGCAUAUAAAGAAGCGUCCUCCUCUGGCAACAACGGAGAAAGUUCAGCAGUUUGUAAGGGCGACAGGGAAGGAAUCAAUCGUGGCGGGGUUUUACCACGAAGGCUACGAAGAGCCUCUCCUAAUGCUUAUGAGAAGAAGAGGUGUUCAUUCUGGUUUGGUGGUUAAGGGAGAAGAAGGGGCACUCUCAAUGACAACAAGGGUGCGAGCUGCAACUGCAUCAAAAGGGUUUCCAGUUAACUACUGUUCUGGUUUCCGUUCUUUGAGUUCAGAAACCGCUCUAGAAGCUGACGGGGUGUCACGUCAGAGUUUCAACCUUGAGGUGGACGCAAGAAACUACGGGUUUGAGCCAACAGAGACUCCAAGAACUGAUCGUUCGGUGUCCAAGAACAUAGAGCUUGGUCUGGCAGCACUUCGUGGUGGGAAAGGAGCUGCUUAUGAUAGAAUCGUGCUAAAUGCUGGGAUUGUAGAUCAUUUAUUGGGAUGUGACGGUGCAGAGGAUGUGGUUGUGGCUAUGGAGAGAGCAAAGGAAGCUAUUGACAGCGGGAAGGCUCUAAAGAAGCUUUUGAAUUACAUUGAGAUCUCACGCAAGAUGAAAUAGCUCCUCCCAACAAUCUUGGAGUCUUGACAUACACGGAAUAGAGAAUUGCAUACACCUUUCCCUUGAAUCUUUUUUUGUGGACAAAUUAAACUCUCCAAGUCUGGAGUGUUGCAAACUGAGUGUUGUUUUCUUACAGAGUGGACACAUAAGAUAAAAUGCUUGUGGGGGCUUUUCUGUGGAUAGUUGGUGAAUGCUAUGUACAGAAUCUGGAGGAGAAAUGUUUAUUUCUCAUGUUUGUGUGUGUUUUUAGUGAUUCACAAGAAUUCAGCUCA